Molecule: messenger RNA, 2587 nt
Organism: Prorocentrum cordatum
Lineage: Eukaryota; Dinophyceae; Prorocentrales; Prorocentraceae
Source: the annotation of a GenBank genome assembly
GCCAGCCGCCCUCGAUGACGAAACUCAAUUCGGGCCCAACCUGAAGGCGAUCAUGAACAAGCCGUGGGCCGACGUGAGCAAGGCAGAGCAGGACAGCGUUAUUCGGCAGAUGGGCCAGAGAAGGGCGCGUGAGUUGUUGGCCGACAGCUGGCGCCCGCGCCCUUCCUACUUCAGCGACGAGACGGCUCUGGAGAAACUGCUUCAGGGGCACUCGCCGUGUCGGGCGGCGGGUUGUCCGACAAGGGUCACGCCCCUCAAUAUCGACCUCGUGGGUCUGCUAGGCUCAGUUCAGGAGUGUCCAUUAGUGACUGACAUGGCGCCCCUGGGGGUCAUCGGAUUCCUGUGGGCCUAUCAGGAGCGCACGCUGGCGCCAUCCGCCGACGUGUACGAGACCGCCCCCUACUUCGAUCCUGUGCUGAGGUUCAGUCAGAGGGAGUAUCAUCGUCUGCUCCGCCGUCUAGCGGAGAUCGGCAUUAUAUCUUGGACGUCUACCCCGAAGAGCCAGGCGGGCCUCUUCGCGAUGGAGACGGACGGCGGCGCGGCCCAGCGCCUCAUCGCCGACGCCAGGCGGGCCAACGAGUGCUUCAAGGCGCCGCCAGGCGUGUCUCUGCUGGGAUCGGAGGGGCUCUCUCGCGCGGAGGUGGAGCUGCCCGCCGACGCGCCGCUGGGUUCCGAGCGGACUGUCGAGCUGCUGAGCGACUUCUACUUGGCGGUCGGGCUCUCCGAAGUGCGCGGCCGCCGGCUCGGCCGCGCGGAGGCAGCAACCCCGCGCCGGGCCGUCCUGCCCAUGGGCUCCGCGUGGAGUUUGUGGAUCGCGCAGAUGAUCGACGAGGACCGCGCGCCGCCGCUGGUGGUGAGGCCCUGGCUGGCGGAGGAGGCCGACGAGAUCGGCUACUACGCGCGCGUGGACAACCUCGGCGCGAUCGGGGUCUGCGAGAAGGCUGUCGGCCGGGUGCUCGAGCAGCUGGAGGGGGGCUUCAAUCGUGAGGGCCUGCUGCUGCGUGAGUCCGAGCUCUCGCGGGCGGGCAUCGUGGCCUUGGGCGCAGAGCUAGACGGCGCCGCCUUGAGGGCGCGGGUCGCGCCUAAGCGCAUCUGGAACGUCUACGCGGCGCUGGGCGCACUACUGAGGCGCAAGCGGGCCAGCGCCUGGUCCGUGCAGGUGGUCCUCGGCCACUGCGCCUUUGUUGCCCUGUGCUGCCGAAGGUUGCUCGGCGUCUUCCACUCGGCGCGCGCGUUCGUGGAGCGCGGGCGCGCUUCGGGCCGGGCUGAGCCGCUGCGGGGCGAGUGCCGAGAGGAGCUGCGUGUUUUCAGGCCCCUCGUGAUCUUCAUGGCCGACAGCGGCCUUGAGGGCUGCGCCGCGGCGCAGGCCUCCUGGCCCCUGGAUGCCCCGAGGGAGGUGGGCCGCACCUCCGAGCGCAAGCGCUUUCGGCGAAGCGCCCUCGAAACCGCGGGCUUCAGGUGGCAGGCGGACGGGGGCUGGUCAGUCGCCACGGGGGCAGAUGAGCGGGGCUGCGACGAGCCGCCCUCGGAGACGGCGCGAGACUGGGAAGUCGUCCGGUCUUUCCCCGAGGUGCCCGCCAGUCUCUUGAAGUCAGAUUUUUGGCGGUUGGUGAAUGCGCAGAAAUGGAAGAGAAUUCGCGCUUUCCAGGCCCACUGUUUGGCCAGGAAUGUCCUUGGUGCCGUUCGUUGGAUCCCCUCCGAGCUUAACUUCGCGGACAAGGGUAUUCGAGUUUUUGAGAAUAGCAGUGCUAGUAAGACGUUGACCGACGAGCAGCUGAGCCGCGCGCCGGCGCUGGCCGACGUCGGCGUGAGCAGCGGCACCGACGGCGAGGCGAGGCCCGGGCCCAGCGCCGCGCGGCGGGCAGUUUUGAGGCGCGCGGGCCACCAGAGGCGACGCAAAUUCCUGGGCCUCGCCCUCGCGACCCCCGCCCUGGGAGCGAGUACCUUCCUCGAGCAGAGCUCGGUGACUCCGAAGGUGCUGGGGCGCCGCCAUGCCGAGGUCGGCGGCUUCAUCGACUUCGCGCGCGGGCGGUCGCUGGGGUGCGAACAAGGGCGAGCAGGUCCUGGCUGGCUCGAUGUGCCUGGCGCCGGAUAUCUCGCGGGCUGGCGGCCGCCUGCCCCCCCGGGCCCUUCGCUGCCUGAAGGGAUGGCGGCGCCGGGCGCCGGGUCGCAGUCGGCGGAGCACGCGGAGCGGAGCAAGACAGUUCUCAGCGAUGUCAGUACAGCGUUGAACUCCCCAUGCCUGCAGUUUCUAGGACCGAUCCUGAGAGCGUUCGUCGAUGGGCCGCGGGGGGGGUCGGUCUGGGCGUUCACGUACCCGCAGCGCCCGAUGGAGUUCAAAGCUGCGCUGGCCGAGCUCGAGAACGGCGAGACCAUCGCCUGCGAAGCAGUGCUCGAGGGUAUGCUCCUGGGGAGGCCGCGCGGCGUGACGCUCGCCUGGCGGGCCACUUCAGGGGUCGGUACGUCCUCGACGUCUAUUCGGGCACCGCGGGGGUUGCUCGAGCGGCGGCCCAGCAGGGCUGCAAAGCUCGCGCAUUCGAUCGCGCACGCGGACCAGCAGAGGACCUCACCAGCGAUAGAGCGCUGA